Molecule: messenger RNA, 1393 nt
Organism: Rhincodon typus (whale shark)
Lineage: Eukaryota; Metazoa; Chordata; Chondrichthyes; Orectolobiformes; Rhincodontidae
Product: serine/threonine-protein kinase PLK2-like
Exons: 10
Biological process (GO): protein phosphorylation; mitotic cell cycle; regulation of cytokinesis
Cellular component (GO): cytoplasm; spindle pole; centrosome
Molecular function (GO): ATP binding; protein serine/threonine kinase activity
Source: RefSeq, a predicted model, not a curated record
AGGCGGCGAAGAUGCGCUAUAAAGUAGCGCCCGGGAUUCCCUGGCCACGUGUCUGCUCUCAUUGUUUAGGCUGAGCAGUAGCAGGUAUCACUGCUACUGCAGCUGGUGGGGGGGGGGGAGAGGUUAGCUUCUUUUAAAACAUCUAUCUCUUACUGUCAGUUGUGGUCCUUUAAACCAUGACUUCGGACGUUCAAAAACCUUCGGAUGCUGUUUGCCUUCACCCUAAAAUUGCCCGGGAGAAAACGGAUUUGUGCCGGAUGGUUACCGCUCCCAAGACCGGCAAAUGUUAUUGCCGAGGGCGGCUGCUCGGAAAGGGUGGAUUUGCAAGAUGCUAUGAAAUGACUGAUCUCUCCAGUAACAGAAUAUAUGCCGUUAAAGUUAUUCCACAUUCCAGAGUGUCAAAGCCUCAUCAGAAAGAGAAGAUUGAAAAGGAAAUUGAACUCCAUAAAUCCCUGUCCAAUAAACACAUAGUGAAAUUUUACCAUAACUUUGAAGAUGAUGAAAAUAUUUAUAUCUUUCUAGAGCACUGCAGUCACAAGUCAUUAGCGCACAUUUUGAAAACAAGAAGAACGUUAACAGAGCCAGAAGUCCGGUAUUACCUCAGACAGAUUAUCUUGGGCCUCAAGUACCUCCAUGUUCGGGAUAUUCUUCAUAGAGAUCUCAAGUUAGGGAAUUUCUUUGUUAACGAGAACAUGGAAGUGAAAGUUGGAGACUUUGGCUUGGCAACUAAGCUUCUACCAGUUGACCAGAGGAAGAGGACUGUCUGUGGUACUCCAAACUAUCUGGCACCUGAAGUACUAAACAAACAAGGUCAUGGUCCUGAGGCUGACAUCUGGUCUUUAGGCUGUGUAAUGUACACCAUGUUGUCUGGCCGGCCUCCGUUUGAGACCUCUGACCUCAAGGACACCUACAGAUGCAUUCGAGCAGUUGAGUACAGCAUGCCAUCGUCUUUUUCAGUUGCUGCAAAGGAUCUUGUCAGUAGCAUCCUGAAGAAGAACCCAGAACAAAGACCUACACUAGAUGCAAUUAUGCAACAUGACUUUUUCACAAAAGGCUUUAUACCUGAUGUGCUCCACCCAAGCAGCUGCUUAAUGGUUCCAGAACUGAACAUCCCAGCUCCCACUAAAAACUUCUUGAAAAAAUUUACCGAAGCUUUGUUUUUUAGGAAGAAAAAGUCAAAAGAUACUAAAACCAUUUGUGUGGAAAAGGAUGAUAUUUCCAAGCUUGCUGCAGAUCUUGUAAAGACUUCCAUCCACAGACAGACCAGCUAUAAAACUGAGAAUACACCUGAGCAUACAUUUCCCACUGGCCAAACUGCAAACACCUUUUCCAGAGGAACAGAAAAAGAUUCAAAGUUAACCACUGAACCAGGAGGUGCUAACUAUGAAAGUGA